AUGAGCAAGUUUGUUUUAGUCUCUAUAAUUCUAGAAGAUCGAGGAAGUGCCAUGACAUCACUCACAGCUAUUUUCAUAUUCUGUGCAUUUUUGCCUUGCGUUCCGUCGGUUAUAGUGUCCACCAACUACGGAAGCAUUGAAGGUCUCGUGACAUCGCAUCCGGAUGUCUCUGGUCCUUUCAAAUCCGUUAGCAAGUUUCUUGGCGUUCCUUUCGCCGCUCCACCGAUCGGAGAGCUAAGAUUUAAAGCCCCACAACCGCCAAAGGAAUGGAAACCAAAGGUUUAUUCGGCUAAAACGCAUGGAAACAUCUGUUUGCAGAUGGGAAGCUUUGCAUUCUAUAAUGAGUACCUCAAAUUGUUUACAGAAAGUCCUGUCUACAAUGAAGACUGCCUUUAUCUUGACAUCUACACCCCGAACGUAAAUUUGAGUUUGCCAGUCAUGGUUUACAUUCAUGGCGGGUCUUACGAGUUUGGUUCAGCUGUGACAUCCCCUAGCGAUAUAUUGGCAUUACAAGGGCUGGUAGUGGUUAUCAUACAAUACCGCCUUGGGCCAUUUGGUUUCUUGACGACCGGGGAUUCGGCUGCUCCUGGAAAUUUUGGAAUGCUGGAUCAAGUGGAAGCACUAAAGUGGAUCAAGGACAACAUAGAGAAUUUUGGCGGCAAUCCCAACAAGGUGACCAUAUUUGGACAAAGUGCCGGCGGAACUAGCGUAAGCCUUCAUCUGAUGUCCCCCCUCUCAAAAGAUCUCUUCCAUCAGGCUAUCGCAGAGAGCGGAGUAGAUUUAAGUAGCUUUGCGAUUCAGCCAACUUCAUUUGGUGUCAGCAACGCUGCAAAACUGGCUGAAAAACUGAGCUGUGCUGACAAAGACCAAAAUGCUAUGAUAAACUGCUUACGUGAAAAAGAAGCUUCAGAUAUAAAGAAAGCUGCCGAUUCAAUCCCCGCAGAUGCAAUUGCAAAUACCCAAAGUUUGCCCGCCUAUCUGACCUGGGCGCCCGUUGUGGACAAAAACUUUCUUCAUGACACACCUCGAAAUUUGCGAUACAAAAAGAAUUUCAAGUCAAAGCCAUUCAUGAUCAGCUUUAACAGCCAGGAAACCGCGGAGAUUGUUGGCGUUUUAUUCAACAGUUCGUCCUCUGGAGUAAGCCAGGCCUUUUUCAAAACGUUAAUCAAGGUGUUUACUCAUUCUCUCCAAAGGAGGUAAGAUAGAAGAUGAUAUCAGUCGUUUCUUACUCUUUCCGGGUGUUCAAUCCAACACUUUUCCCUCAUGUUGCGCCGUUUACAAUUUACACUCAAAAGAUCCCCCUGAAUGGUGGCUACGGCAUCUCAAUUAUGUUUUUAAUUCAGCCCUUCUUCCACUCCCGAGCAGUAAAGCACCACAGUUUUCUUCAAAAAACCUUCAUAUUUUUAUAGUGGCCAGGGUUAAAACACCUUAUAUUUAAUUAUAAAAUAACUAAGAUAGAACGCGCGCUCUGAUUGGCUGAGAGGAGUGUUUGCAUGAGAGUAUGUAAACAUGAUUGUGACGUCAACAUGUUUUGCUUUUCGCGCGCUAAUCACGCAAGCACGAAUUUGCAAAAGCUUUCAAGUUCAAAACUCUACAAGUUUACUUUACCCAUUCCUUCGUCGGCUGAAACUUGGAAAAUCGUUACAAAGAAAGUGUGUCGUUUUUUUUUUUUUCGCUUAAGCUGUCAUUUUAAGCGAGAAAAGUCCGUAUUUUGGAAAGCAUCUUUUUAUAAAACAAGCUGAUUAAGCGUGCAAGACUUUGGGGAUAAGACUUUUCGACUGGUAAGAAUUUCUCUUUUAAUCAGUGCCAUACAAAGAGUUUUGCGUUUUUUCUCGGGAAAUUUAUUUUAUAAAAGCAAUAGAAAACUAUUUUCCUGUGUUUGCAUAGCCUGAUAUAACAACUUGAGGCGUUGGGAGAAUUCUCGACAGUUAUGUAAACCCUCGACUUCGUCUUGGGUUUGCAUAACUGUCUCGAAUUCUCCUAACCUCUCUCGUGUUUCUAUCAGGCUGUGCAAACACGGAAACGGUUUCUAUUGCUUAAAUAACAUAAUUUUCUAAAUCAUGAUCAAUGGUCUAACAGCAACAUCAAAAUGUACUUUCUAGAGUAGAGCUCACUGACCUCAUCGCAGACGCCUUGGAGUUCAUGUACAUCCCAUGGCCAGACAACAGUGAUAGAUAUGCACUGAGAACGCAACUUAUAGACCUUCUCAGUGAUUACAUCUACUUUGCACCUAGUCACGAGGUCGCUGACAUUCACAGUCAAACUGCCCCUGUGUAUAUGUACGAGUUCGCUCACCGCCGAGUGAAGUACAAUCAGAACCCAACCUGGAUGGGAGUGGUCCAUGGUGAUAACGUACCGUACGACUUUGGACUUCCCCUCCUUCCAAAAUUUGGGUUUGCUUUUGACGAUGCCGAUAGAAACGUCAGUGGUUUUAUAAUGGCUAUGUACGCAAACUUUGCACGCUCCGGCGAUCCUACUGUCAGCGGUAUUCCUUGGGACAAGUACAACUCCAGUCAAAGAGCUUACCUACGAGUUGACAUAAAUCAUAGGAUGGAGGCGUCAUUUAAUUCUCGCAGAAUGUCUUUCUGGAAUAAUUAUUAUCCCAAACUUAAGCAACUGAAAUUUGAUACUACAGGUGCUGUAAAGAACGAUGCCAGCCCCUUGGUUGCCAUGGGAACGUUAAGUCAAAUUGUAUUUGUCCUACUUUCAGCGAUGCUUUAA
Porites lobata is the source of this 2721-nucleotide messenger RNA. The record is from the annotation of a GenBank genome assembly. Lineage: Eukaryota; Metazoa; Cnidaria; Anthozoa; Scleractinia; Poritidae.